Molecule: messenger RNA, 1298 nt
Organism: Eucalyptus grandis
Lineage: Eukaryota; Viridiplantae; Streptophyta; Magnoliopsida; Myrtales; Myrtaceae
Exons: 7
Coding region: 276-1031 (251 amino acids)
Molecular function (GO): nucleic acid binding
Source: RefSeq, a predicted model, not a curated record
UGAUUCGGUCACCGCCGUGCGGACACUCCGUAUAAGUUCUCGCGCGUUACGAUCGAGAACUCCAUCUCGCGUCCUCCUCCUCCUCCUCCUCCUCCUCCUCAUCCUCACCAUCAUUUUCAUCAUCAUCAUCUCCUUCUCCAUCGUCUCCCUCGUCGAAUCCCGUCCGCGAAACCCGAGCUGCGAUUGGCCCCGCGCCGCGAGGAUCGCCUCGAGCGGAAAGGUCGAAGCUUCGUCGUCCCCCCACGAUCUCCAUUCCCCGUUUCUCGAAAACCAGCAUGGCGACCCCGGACGUCCUGCAGAGCCCGGACGAGCUCCUCCUCCAAUCUCCGCCCCUCGGCGACGCUGCUCGCGCAGGCGAGAAUGCCAAGUCUCGGGGGCUGUCGAUCGAGAAGAAGAUCGAGUUCCUGGAGAGUUUGACUGGAGGGGUAAGCAACCGGAGGUCUCGAAGAUGGUUAAAUGACCGUUUGUUAAUGGAGCUUGUUCCUCGUCUAAAUGCUGAAGAAAUCAGAGGGCUCUUUGCUCCUCCACCUUGGGGUGAUGAUGUCCCACCAUCCCCCUUUUCCAUGACAAAUGCUCGAGAAUGGGACAAAUUAAGGAAUAUAGAUAUGGACAAAGAGGCCAAUAUGAUUGACAAUAUUAAUGCAUCAUCCAGAAGGCGCAGAGCUCAUAUGGACACCGAUAAGGUGGCUGUCUUGAGUGCAUGGCGCCGAGUUGAUUGUCGGACUAGAGAGGCUCUUCGCCGUAGCUUUCUUUUUGAGCUCAUUGAAGGCUAUGAGGCUUGUGUUCGGUCCUUCAUCCUGGAGAGGGGAGCUGAAGAAGUUCUCGAGCUCCAGGUUCAAGAUCCUUUCCAUAGGCUUCUGCUGCAUGGUGUUUGUGAGUUCUACAACCUGGCUUCGGUCACAGUUACCCAAUCAAAGGAUGCAGGGUCUCUGAAGGUCACAAGGAUAACUAGGAAGAAAACAGGGUCCACCGAGCUCCCUAGCAUCACCUUGUCCCAUUUCCUGAGAAUGUCCAAGGAAGGGACUUGGUAACAUUAUGCAGGAGCUUCCUGUGCUUGUCAAAUGUAAAAAUGAAAACUGUAGUACCGUACUUCAUUGAAGCUGUUAGGUGCUUAGUAGGGGGAUAGAAAUCUGCUUAGGUAGGACUCUAAUCUCCUGGAAGGGAUGUCAAACUUUCCAAUCUCCCUCCCUCAUGGAGAUUGUGAUUUCUUAGGGUUUAGCAUGUACUGUAUGUCCAGACCUUUAUUUGUUUAUUAUUCUCCGUUUGCUACAUAAAUAAAGGAGAAUGUGUUUCCUAGA